AUGGCUGUGCAUCCAUCUCCGACACCAUCGCCUUCAUCGUCUGGAAGGCGACAUUCCCCAAAUCUCUCCAUCGACCUUUCAGAUCUACCACCGCUGUCAAAGCCAUCGCCGCCCAGCAAUACCCUUCUCAUCACCAAUCUCGAGUCGCUCGAAAUCUUUGCGGCAUCGAAUCUCGAAAGCAUACGAGCAGCGAUCAACCAGCAUGCACAGAUCCAUACCUUCUCGCCCUUGAAGAGUUUCCGCCGCAUAAUAGUGAGCUUCUAUACGACUGAAGAUGCCGUCAAUAUCAGACAAGUCCUCGAUGGCGAAACAGUACUGGGACAUAGAGUGCGAGUCUACUUCGGCAAGGACACCAAGAUCAACGUUGAGGAUCAACAUCUGCAAGCUCCAGAGAGUGGCAAGCUGUUCUUCAUUUCUCCGCCCCCAAGUCCUCCGGUCGGUUGGGAGUCACGCAAUGAAGACCCGCCAAACAAACAGGUGCACGCAGAGGAUCUAGCUGUCGCACUUGCCAAUCUUCGCGCUCAGCCAACUGCGGACGAGGCUCUGUAUGAGGACACGCAAGGCAAGUCGCCCAUAUCGCCAAACACCAACGGAAGGUCGAGAAGUUCCACCUUGGUCUUUGAUCCGCAAGAGCACGGUCGUUCACCAGAUCUACCUGCCAUCGCUGUCGAAGACACUACAGAUAGCCCGAUGCCUAUCAGCCCGAUGGAAGGAGUUGAAAAGAAGUUCCCACACACUGCGCGACCGCCGGUUGAGUUGAUGGAACAAUAA
Messenger RNA from Pseudocercospora fijiensis CIRAD86, 771 nucleotides. Its product is annotated as calcineurin A. The transcript has a single exon. Gene Ontology annotation, molecular function: nucleic acid binding; calcium-dependent protein serine/threonine phosphatase regulator activity. NCBI's taxonomy places the organism in Eukaryota, Fungi, Ascomycota, Dothideomycetes, Mycosphaerellales, Mycosphaerellaceae. The record is from RefSeq and is a predicted model, not a curated record. Gene Ontology annotation, cellular component: nucleus; cytoplasm. Gene Ontology annotation, biological process: calcium-mediated signaling. The coding region runs from base 1 to 771 and encodes 256 amino acids.